Messenger RNA from Gasterosteus aculeatus aculeatus (three-spined stickleback), 6286 nucleotides. Lineage: Eukaryota; Metazoa; Chordata; Actinopteri; Perciformes; Gasterosteidae. The record is from RefSeq and is a predicted model, not a curated record.
AGGGAGAGAUCGCUGCGAAAUGCCUUUUUGUAUGGCCGGCCGCUGUUUUUGCUUUAGCUCGGUGUGUUUUCCCGAGGGUCCGAUCGUAGUGUUUUGUAGCCAUGAUCUGCGGUGGAUUCAGCGGGCUGUCCUAGCUGACUGAGCCGCUCAGCAGCGGUGGGUCCGGCGCAGUGCACACAGCCGGGGAUGAGGCCUACUUGUUAAAGCCCCCCCCCUCCUUCCCUCCUGCCACCACCACCAACACCAUCACCACCCCUCCGUCGCGAUGGCUCAUGAUCAACAACAACCGGGUCCGAAGCCUGCCUCGGGGUUAGGCUCUCUCCCAGCCCUGGUUCCGGGGCUCCAGGGGCCCGAGGCCAACGCGCUGCAGUUCAAAAUAAAGAACUCGAUCUGCAAAUCUGUACAAUCAAAAGUGGACGGCAUAUUGCAAGAUGUUGAGACGUUUACAGACAUCGAAAAACUCUACCUCUACCUGAAGUUGCCUUCUGGUCCCAGUAAUGGGAAUGAUAAAAGGACUGAGAAUGAGAGGGGGUCCUCCACUCCUGGAUUAUGUGAUCAGAGUUCCAUGUCGUCAAGCCGCACGCAACAGAUGUAUGCAUUCAACUGGAUACGCAAUCACCUAGAAGAGCAUCCAGAGACUUCCCUCCCGAAGCAAGAGGUGUAUGAUGAAUACAAGAGCUAUUGUGACAAUCUCGGCUACAAUCCCCUGAGUGCAGCCGACUUCGGAAAGAUCAUGAAGAAUGUUUUUCCUAACAUGAAGGCACGUCGACUGGGCAUGAGGGGCAAAUCCAAAUACUGUUAUAGCGGGUUAAGGAAGAAAGCUUUCGUUCACAUGCCGUCCUUACCCAACCUGGAUCUGCAGAAGUCUGGUGAUGGGUGCGAGCUGAUGGAGCCGAUGGGCCAGUCCCCGAGUGCUGAAGAUGAAAUGAGAUCUGCCGCCUGCGGACUGGUGUGCGAGUGGGCCCAAAAGGUCCUGAGUCGUCAGUUUGACCACGUGGAGGACCUGGCCCACUUCCUGCUCAAUAGCCACUACAUUGGUACUAAGUCCAUGGCUGCGCUCACUGUUAUGACCGGAACACCCACAGGAAUGAGGACGCCAACUCCAGCGUCUGCGUUUGUGCCAACAGCUGAGGCGAACUCUUUCCAGGCCCAGGGGAAGACCCUGCCUUCUCCCUCUGUUGACGCGAAGCAGCAACUGCAGCGCAAGAUCCAGAAGAAGCAGCAGGAGCAGAAGCUCCACUCGCCCCUGCCCAGUGAGGCCCAGGUCAAGAGAACGGAGGCCAGCACUCCCGGCCCCACGAUCCCCUGUGGCAGCCCCGCUCUGCUCUCCUCUCAGCCCACCAUAGGCAUCGUAGUAGCAGCUGUGCCCAGCCCAGUCACGGUGCAGCGAGGCCGGCAGUUGAUGACCUCACCCAGCCCGGUGGGGACUUCCGAAGGGAAAGUGUUGCCCGUGAACUUCCAAGUGGUAACUCAGUCCGUGAAACCGUCCCCUAAACAUCCUCAGAAUAUCUCCGCCAGUCCUGUGAGUGACCGGCUGGCACGACACGGUACGCGCUACGCACAAAUUCUGCCCAAGCCCUCUGCCACCAGUGCCAUCACGCUGCGCUCGCCCCCCACCCUGCUCAUCACCAACAACCAUAAAACUGUGAUGCCGACUCCCCACGUCAGCUCGGUUAACGUGGUGAAGAUGACGGCCAUCGCUCUGGCUCCCAGCAGCAGCGGCGGCACGAGCGUGCGUCCCGCCUCGGCGGGUGUCAAUACCAUAGCUGCUCUGGACGACUCUCAGCACCCGCACGGCGUACCCUCAUUUGCCCCUCAGUCUCCUGCAAUCCGAACCGGCCCCCUAGUCUCCACCCACAUCCUGUCCUCCGACAUCAAAGUGGUGUCUGAAGCCGCAAAUGACAAUACCUUUGCUGCCGGGGCCAAAGAGGGAAGAAUGGCCAAGUUCCGGGCGGCCAGCGAGCCAAGCUUCCUGAUUAAGUGUUCUCCCGGACCCGAUAGAGGGUUAAGGGUAAAAAGUGACCCUACGCCCCCUCCCACCUCGGUAGCUGUAGCUGGAACUCUAGACAGCAAUAGCAUUAACUGCCAUGGCAGCACUUUGUACUUGACUGUUGAUAAUCAGAACUCCAUUGGAAACACGUCAUCCAAUGGCUCCUCUGCUCUUACCCCGACAUCGAAAGAUCCCUGCCUGGAUGCCAAGAGCCCAAGAAAGCGCACAGGCCCCAGUGGGGAGGCCCACGUUAUUCCUGUGAAGAGGGUGUUCAUUUCCCAGCAGCCACUGGCUUUUAUCGAUAAUCCCAAACCUGCAGUCAGUGCUGCUCUGAAGAGGAUCCCCAGACCGGGAACCCCAGCCAGACCCGAGAGUGCUCCCUGCAAAGCGACUGUGAAACACACCUCUGCAGGGCCCUCGCAGAUCCUUGCCCUCUCUGACUCGCUUAUCACACACAACGAGGGCGCCCAGCCUGUUGUCAAACCCCAGGCCCUGCUGAUGAAACGCGAGGAUCAUUCUCUCGCCGCUGAUACAAGAGCAGCUGGAAACAACGCGCCAGAUCAGGCGUUGCUAAGGCAGAUCACCAGGGACUCUCUCACUAUACCAGCCAACUCAGGAGCACUCAAAGCCUCUGUGAUGGGGGACUUAAAGAGCACAAUAUGGGAGGAGGGACAGCUCAACAAGCUUCAGAAGCAAGCUUUUGCGCAGCAGAUACCAGCAGAACCCAAACAAGCCCCUUCUGACCAACCUUCCAUUAUAGCUCAACCCCCCGAGGCCUCAGGCCAGCUGAGCCUCACGCAGGAGAUGGUUGACUUUGCCGGUUCUCAGCCCAACAUGGACUACUUCCCUUUCAACGACGACGACAUGACCCAGGACAGCAUCGUGGAGGAGCUGGUGCAAAUGGAGGAGCAGAUGAAACUGAAGGGUCUGUUCGGGAGCUGUGUGGAUGUGUCCAUCCAAGGCCAGUCAGCCAGCAGUCAAGGCUCUAUCCUAAAUUCUCACCAGGCCGGCCCUACUUUCUUCCACUCUGCCCACAGCAGCACCACUCCUGUCCAAACUCCGACUCCCACGCCGACACCCACUCCCACCUCUGAAAUAACGCUUGGUCACAGCAUGGCAAGAGAGAGCCCCUGUUCCCGCAUGGCUCCCAUCACCCCUGUUGACGGAGCCAUGGGUCGCCACACCCCCAUCAGCACGCCGCUGUCCAACUGCAGCAGCAGCGUUCCCCCGAGCCCGGUGGAGUGCAGGAACCCCUUCGCGUUCACGCCGAUCAACUCGAGCAUCACAGGGUAUCAUGAUGCCAGUAUUGUCUCCAGCAGCCCCGUUAAGCCCAUGCAAAGGCCGAUGGCGACGCACCCUGACAAGGCCAAGCUGGAGUGGAUCAACAACCGCUACAACAGCAACUCUGCAGGUCUUUUGCCAAACCAUAGCAUUGGCAUUCUGCCCAGCUACCAAGACCUGGUAGAUGACCAGUUUCGUAAGCCACAUGCCUUUGCGAUCCCAGGCCAUUUAUUUCAAGCUCAGUCGAGACAGGAUGCUGCUCACUUUGGCCGUUUGACCCCCAUAUCCCCGGUGCAGCAGCAGCAGCAACAACAACAACAACAACAGCAACAGCUGGUAACGAGUGUUAACACACCCACAAAACAGGAGAGUUUUGCUGUGCCUGCACCGUUAGACAACAAGGGAUCAACCUCAUCUGCGUCCAGCACUUUCCGUUGCCGCAGUGUGAGUCCUGCAGUGUGCCAAAGGAACCCCAGUGGAAACACCAACCCUCUAACCUACACCAAUACCACCAACACCACCACCCGAGCUGUGGUUUCCCCCUUUAACUCCCCCAUCACGUCCGAGGUGCUCAGCAUCCCGUCCAACAGUCAGACUGUCAGCUCUGUGCACAGCAUGGUUCAGCGUAGUCAAUCUGUGCCCCUGAACAUCAUGAUGCAGAGUGAGAUGCUGCCCGUGCAGGGUCAGAGCAACACCGCCAAAAUCACCAAUGUCCUUCUGAGCAAGAUGGAGACUGAUGGCAGUGAUUCUAUCCGAGGCCUGGGCAUAAACAACCUCCCCUCCAACUACACGGCCCGUUUGAACCUCACACAGAUCCUGGAGACCACGCCUGGCUACGCUGGAGGAACCGCUGACCAGACUCUGCUGCCGGUCUGCUCCAGCCCUGCUGCCUUUGAGCUCCAGCAGCAUGGCUACCUGACCACAGGCAGUGGAGAACAGGGGAGUUUCUCCGCUGGGGAGGGCCAAGCACAAGCAGGUCCUGGUGACCACCAUCAGCAGCAGCAGCAGCAGCUCAGUGAGAGUCCCGCGCAAACGCAAACGCAGCUCCUCCUUCAGAGCACACAGCAGCCAGAGGCAGAGGACGAGCAACAGCAGCUGGAUUUCAACAACACUGUCAAGGACCUGCUGGGGGACGAUGGCCUCAAUCCCAGUUCCCAGUUGGUGGGUCAGGUAGCUUCAGAGCUCAACGCUGUGGCAUCUGACUUUUCAAACGACAUCAGACUGACCUCAGAUCUGUCCAGUAGCAUCACUGACCUUAACACGUUGGACACCAACCUGCUGUUUGAUCCCAAUCAACAGCAGGAACAAUACGAAGACUCCACACUGGAAGAGCUGAAGAACGACCCGCUGUUUCAGCAAAUAUGCAGUGAUACUGUGAACUCCUUUGACUGGCUAGAAAGCAAAGACCAGCCUACUACAGUAGAGAUGCUGGGCUAAAGUCAUCUUUUACUCUACGGCUUCUGUACUCUGUUGUUUGUUUGGUGCGUAUGUAGUUUUAUCUGUUUUUAAACUAUAGUUAGUUGGGAUUUGUCUGGACUUUGCCAUUCGUUCUGUUAAAAGUGCCAAGCUUACCAGAAAAUCACUCCUACUGACGUUUAGUUACCUGUCUCCUUUUUCACUUGUCACCCAGAGAUUCAGUACUUAACCAUUUAUCUCCCUCAUCUGAAAUUAGAAAUGUAAGCAUUUCAAGGAAAAAGAGUUCUUGGUGGCAGCAUGCAAUUACAAACCAAGUUCAGCUUUGUACCGUGUGACCAGUAAAGGAAACAUAAGCUUCCUUGUUACAACCAGUCAAAAAUGCAAUAUUUGUAUUCAACAGACACUUAAUGAAAGAAAGAGAUGGACAGGAAAUUUGGCACAAACGACCAAACAAAACAUAUGUUGUCGUUUACUAUUUUCAAUGUGUGCGGCUCAAGUUCUUCCAAAUGAGACAAUAUUGAGAUUGUGGUAUAUGCACAUAAUAGUUGUAGUACAUUUGCCUGCCAUAUCUGAAUAUUGGAAAAAGGUGCUGAAUUUAACACAUAAUCUUUAUACUUUAUCAUUUACCGAACUGAUUCACAUCUGAGCAUUGACCAAGAGUGAAAUCUUCUCAAAGCCUGUACUUCUUGUACUGUUUGAUAUCUUAUAAAAGGAGUAUAUGAAUCAGUAGGGAGACGCUGGGAAUUCAGGCCCCUCAGGGGACGAUACAUCGAAAGGCAUCAACAACUGGUUGCCUUAUUCCCAAAGUACAGGGCCUUAUGCCAUCUAUAGAGAGACUGUAUAUAGUACAACGUUAAGACUCUUUAGAACCAUCUAGAGCUUCAUCAUAUCAAGGCAGCUGUUACUCUGUUUUUAGUACUUUUUCUUAUUUUGGUUUUGCAGUGUAACAAUAUAGAUGCGUAUUGUAUAGGCUAAAAAGACUACACUGUGUGCCCUUAUCAGUAAUGGAUAAAGAGCUAUUCGAUAGACGGCCCAUAAAACAUGGCAGGCACACUUUUAAGUCAAGUUACGUUUUUUUGGCAUGCUAUACUCCCAGCUUGGAUAAUAAUAUCAUUAGUAUGGAGAAGGCUUAGUUACAUAGAAAACAGUAGAACUUGAAGACAUUUAUGCUUUGAUGUCAUCUCGGGAUUAAAAGGAAAUUAAAUUAUGUUUGGGGAAAAUCCAGCCUUAUUUCCAUACCAAAGAUAAUCUGUUUAAAUAACAUAAGACAUUAUUACGCGUAGACAGUCCUGGUAGACAUUAACAGCAACAACAACAAAAAAGGGCGACCUCGGAGAUAUACAAGUUUUAUUGCAUUCGAUGAAAAGGUCAUCGAAUGCACCGUCCUAUGUUUCACCAUGGCCCUGAGAGCAUGUCGAAACCAUCAUGGUAGCCAGGUAGGCUAUGUGGUAAAGUAGGAUGCUUGCUUGAGUUUUUGGCUAUUUCCAAUGUUGUAUAAGUCAUGUUUAAGCUCCAUCUGUAAAUAGGAUACAUACAUAGAGAUUUGAUGUAUCAAGACACUAUAUUAUGGCCAUUAUUCUAGCUAAGUAUGUGCCAUUU